AUGCAGAACCCCCAGGCCCCCCGCCGCUGCCGCUGUUCUUCCGUGCACCGCUUCUGUGCAUGCAGCGAACAUGAUUCUGAUUCUUCUUGUGUAGAAGCAGCAGUAGCUGCAUGCAGAGCAGCAGCUCAUAGAGCAGAAGGGAAGAAGCAGCGGCCUUCUCUCUCUGUAGCAGCAAUUCAAUGUGAUUUGCUGCCAGAGGAGGCCCCCCCAACGCCUAAAGAAGUGGUAGAAGAGCCUGCACCUCUUCAAGAGAAGCCUGUGAAAGGCGAGUUAAAUAUACAGGGAAAUGUGCUGCUAGCAACAGACUGGGAUCUAGUAGAUGAUGAUGUUAGGUUUGAGCAUUACCCUCUGCUUUCUCUCGAAUGCUGCGGCGCACAUCAGCAUCGGCAGCACAAGUUCUGGCAUCUGCAGCAGCAGCAGCAGCAGCAGAUGCCACACCUGCAGCACCUGCAGCAGCUGCAGCAGCUGCAGCAGCAGCAGCAGCGCAGCAGAAGGCUGCCUCGGCGCUUGCUGAGGGCUCAAGAAGAAGCACUGAGGCAGCAACGGCUGCAGCGUAUACCCAAGCAUAGAGAAGCUUUCCCUGUGUUAGAACGAGAAGCAAAUCCAGAGGUGCAUAUACUCCUGAAAAACAGAGUACGAAAGACGUAUGAUCAUGCACAUUCGCUGCCUCUGCAUACAGACGACAGCUAUCUGCGGCUGCAUGCAACACGGCAGCCGAAGUCUAAGCUGCUGCAGCAGCAGCUGCAGCAGCAGCAGCAGCAGAAGCAGCAGCACACAGUAAAUACCUCAAGAAAAUAUGAUAUUAAAACCUGCUGCACUCUCACAACUCCUCAAAACCUGCUGCUAGACGGCCCUGUUUGCUGCUGCCCCCGGGUCAUCCCAAAGCCUUCCUGCUGCAGCCCAGGUUGUUGUGCUGCUGCCCCCCUUUGGAGUGUACGUACACCCCACGUUGUUGACCCGAAUUACCCAGAUCCUUGUCGUGUUGCUGCUGCUGCUGCUGCUGCUGCUUCCACGCCAACAGCAGCAGCAGGAGAAGCAGCGCCUGCAGCAGGAACUGCAGCAACACCAGCACCAGCAGCAGCAGCAGCAGCAGCACCAGCAGCAGCACCUUUCUGUGUCUCUCUUUCAAGCAGCCCCUCUUCACCGCAGUUCAGACUUCCUCCUCUACUCUACUCUCCGUCUGCUUCUCCUCAAUACCCCGUGCAUGCAACUCUCUAUGCGGGGGCCCCUUGGGGGGCCCCUGUAGCGGGGGCCCCUAUGGCUGCUAGCUUUCCUUUGCCUCCCUUGCAGUGCGGUGGUAUAUUUUGA
This is a messenger RNA of Eimeria acervulina, 1308 nucleotides long. RefSeq lists its product as hypothetical. The record is from RefSeq and is a predicted model, not a curated record. The transcript has a single exon. Lineage: Eukaryota; Apicomplexa; Conoidasida; Eucoccidiorida; Eimeriidae. Bases 1 to 1308 code for a protein of 435 amino acids.